Molecule: messenger RNA, 2197 nt
Organism: Scaptodrosophila lebanonensis
Lineage: Eukaryota; Metazoa; Arthropoda; Insecta; Diptera; Drosophilidae
Product: protein DENND6B
Exons: 2
Coding region: 104-2017 (637 amino acids)
Cellular component (GO): recycling endosome
Molecular function (GO): guanyl-nucleotide exchange factor activity
Source: RefSeq, a predicted model, not a curated record
GUUGUUUCGGUAUUUUUUGUUAAAUUAACUAUGGCCACCUUUGGGGAAUUGGACUUGCAGCAACAUUAAAGUGAAAGUAUGUUUAUAUCAAAACAUAAACAUAAUGAACAUUGACUCAAAGUUAAAGGACUAUGGAAAAAAUGGGAAGCAUGGGGAAAGAGCCAGCGAUGUAAGAGAAUCGGAUACAGAGGCGGAGGAAUCGAACGGGUCGUGCAAUGAUUGGAUUCAAUUAUCACAAUGGAUGCAUUGUUUUUGUGUUGUCACAUUCGACCUAAACUUGGGCCAAGCGCUGGAGUAUGUGUAUCCGCCAGAGUUUAUGCCCUCCGAUCAGGAAGUGAGCAACAUCUGCUAUAUGGCCUUUCCCGACUCCAAUUCAGGUUGCAUGGGCGACACCAAGUUCCAUAUGCGUUUGAGAGCUCUUCCGAAUGUAAAGCAAAAUAUGUCACCAUCUUUGCUUAUGUACAAUGAGGACUGCGCUCCAGCAAUGCGUUGCGACAGCUCACAUUAUUGGGGAUUCGUGUACUUUCGCCAGAAACGUGACCCCAACUUGCCACGCGGCUAUUUUCAGAAGAGCUUCAUCAUUAUAACGCGUCUUCCAUUCUUCAAUCUCUAUUACGACGUGCUUGCCCAGCUGGCCCCAAGAUUUUUUGAGGAAGGCACCGAUGUGUUAAAACGAGCUUGUGACCAAAUAAACGCCCAGUGGCCCACGCUACGUGUGGGGGUGCCGCUCAAUCUGCCAUUGCUGGAGUCAAGUUAUCAGAUAUCAAUACCGAAAGCCAGCAGUCGGAAGUCGAGCGCGUUGACGGAGUCCAGUGCCAACGAAGCGCCAUACGCUGCUCCCUGCAAUGCUGAAACUCCUGCCAAAAUAAUCUCUGCAAAUGAAAUCGAACUGUUCCGCAGUCUCGGCUUUGUCGUUGAGAAUCUGUACACAUUGUGGGAGCUCGUAAUCACUGCCGAGCCAAUUGUUGUCGUUGGCACCUCUCCCGCCGACUGCUCGCACAUGGUGCAGACUCUCAUUGCGCUAAUCGCGCCUUUGGAAUACUGCGCCGAGGCGCGUCCCUAUUUCACUAUACAUGACAGCGAAUUCAAAGAAUUUACACAAGAAUGCUCCAAUAGACCCAUACCAUCUGUUAUACUCGGCGUCACGAAUCCUUUUUUUGUGAAACUACUAAAGGACUGGCCGCAUAUGCUGCGCUUGGUGGAUAAUCAGAAAAAUAUGCAGCAACACCAGUUUUUCCAUAAGAACUCACGGAAUUCGAGCUCAGCUACUUCCUUCUCCAGCUCAAGUGGUACCAGCAACAGAGCCCUGAAAGCUAAUCAAGGUCCGCUUAGUCACAAUAUUUUGAAUGGCGGCAUGGCAGCUGCGGACAGCAACACUUUUGGUCUGCAUACAAAAUACAAGCCGUUUUUAAAAAAGGAUAAAUCGCUCAUCAAGAAGGUUAUGUUGGGCAUGAAAACGAAAAGACCCGAGCAUGUUCAAACUGCGCUCAUCAGACGGCACCUGUUGGAGUUGACACAAAGCUUUAUGAUACCAUUAGAGCGGUAUAUGGGCUCACUUAUGCCGCUAAAAAAGGAUAUAAGUCCGUUUAAAUCGGCGCCAAACGCAAGCUCUUUUAAACUAGAUGAUUUCCUAAACACAUUGGAACUAUCUGGACCGCAGCUAACAUCACCAGUGAAGGGUGAUUGGAAGGGCCUGUAUAAACGAUUUUUCACAUCACCCAACUUUCGUGGCUGGUACGAACCAAGACAUCGGGAUCUACAGCUAACACUUCAGGACCUGCAGCUACAAGCUCUGUCGAAGGCGAACCUCGAACACUGGGCCCAAGACAAACAAGAGGUUGAAAUAAUUGAUAUGAUACUCAAACUAAAACAAAAACUGAAUCUCUACAGUGAUAAAUCACAAAUUGAAGGCUUAUCCUGGGGCAGCAGCAAUUGUACACAAGAACAGAUAAAGGAGAAAAUCGAAUGCAUGAAGAGUCUUCUGCCAAUUGAUCUGAAGAAUGUGGUGAACCUUUGAUAGCUUCUGCCUCUGCGUAGCCAAAUUUUAAGCGUCCCUCAUUUUUCAAAUUUAGAUUUUCAAUAUAUCAAUCUGUGUAUGAUAUACAUGUGUUUGUACAUUUAUUCCCUUCCAGAAGAAACCCAAGUCAAAUCUUAAUUAUAAAAUAUUGUAAAAUAAACGUUUGUGUAAUAAUGAAAA